AUGUUCUGCCCGAUAUUAACGAUACUCAUCACCUUUGUCAACUUAUCCGCUAUCACUGCGUCUAUCCCACGUGCUUGUUCCUCUCCGGAAGACCAACAAUUCGCGUUUUGUAAUGCGUCACUAUUGGUCUCCGAACGAGUUGAGGAUCUUUUGGGCCGUCUACCGCUCGAUAUAAAGGUGACGCUGUUGACUGCACGUGCCAGCCCUCGAGGUAACAUGAGCAGCAUUGGUCUACCUGAGUACAAUUGGGGUGCCAAUUGUGUCCACGGGGUACAGUCCACGUGCGGAACCAAUUGUGCAACAUCGUUUCCAAAUCCCGUGAAUCUUGGUGCUAUUUUUGAUCCGCAGGCGGUAUUCGAUAUGGCUCAAGUCAUCGGUUGGGAGCUUCGUGCUUUGUGGUUAGAAGGAGCCAGAGAGAACUACGCUGCAGGUCCACACUUGGGGCUUGAUUGCUGGUCUCCCAAUAUCAAUAUCAAUAGAGACCCUCGCUGGGGUAGGAACAUGGAAACACCAUCUGAAGAUCCUCUGGUUAACAGUAGAUAUGGUGUGGCUUACACUACCGGGCUCCAAAAGGGGAAAGAUCCGAGAUAUUUGCAAGCCGUGGUGACUCUAAAACAUUAUGUUGCCUACUCCUUCGAGCAUUACGACGGGAUUGAUCGAAAGGCUUUUAAUGCUGUGGUAUCUAAGUAUGACUUUACUGAUACUUAUUUGCCGGCAUUUAAGGCAUCCAUUGUAGAAGGUGAUGCCAAGGGGAUCAUGUGCUCGUACAAUUCUGUAAAUGGUAUACCUAUGUGCGCAAAUGAAAAGCUGAACAAGCAAUUGUUACGUGAUACUUUGGGCUUUGAUGGGUACAUCACUAGCGAUUCCGGGGCAAUCGAGGGCAUUUUUCGUCAACGAAACUAUACUAACACGCUCUGUGAGGCUGGAAGACUCGCUAUUUUGUCCGGAACGGAUAUUAACAGUGGAGGUGUCUACCGAAAAUGUUUACCUGAGCUUGUGGCAAGUGGACAAUUGCCGGAGACGGUAGUGGACGAUGCUUUACGAAGAACUCUUAAGCUACGCUUCGAAUUGGGUUUAUUUGACCCAAUUGACGAUCAGCCUUACUGGCAUGUGGCACCUAGUGAAGUGAAUACGGCCAAAUCAAAGCAACUGAGUCUUGACCUUACUCGAAAAUCGAUAGUCUUGCUACAGAACAAUGCUAACAUUUUGCCGCUAGCUAAAGGCAAGAAAUUGGCUGUGAUUGGACCGCAUGCAAUGGCGAAACAAGCUUUGCUGGGCAACUACCUAGGACAGAUGUGCCAUGGUGAUUACUUAGAAGUCGGCUGUGUAAUGACACCAUUAGAGGCGAUUACUGCUAUGAAUGGGGCAUCAAACACUGUGUAUGCAAAAGGCUCUGGAAUAAACGACACUAUAACUACCGACUUUGCCGAGGCAAAAGCUGCUGCAUCAAAAGCAGACACUGUCGUACUUUUCUUAGGCAUUGAUACGUCAAUCGAGCGUGAAGCAGGAGAUCGUGAGAAUAUUGACGUGCCUAAGAUUCAAAUGGAGUUGCUGAAGUCUGUGCGCCUAGCAGGAAAACCAACGGUUGUCGUUUUGUUUAAUGGAGGAGUGCUAGGCAUUGAAGAGCUUAUCCAACAUGCUGAUGGUGUCAUUGAGGCAUUUUAUCCCGGCUUUUUCGGUGCACAAGCUGUAAGUGAUAUCCUUUUUGGAGAUGCCAUUCCGAGCGGAAAACUUCCCGUCACGAUGUACCCUUCGCACUACAUUGAUCGUGUAGACAUGAAGAGCAUGAGCAUGACCGAUUACCCUGGACGUUCGUAUCGAUAUUACAAGGAGGUGCCUGUUUUUCCAUUUGGUUGGGGUCUUAGUUAUACCAAAUUCACCUUAGCGUUGGAUGAAAGUGAUGAUGGAAUACAGUCGACCAGUAUUUUAGAAGUUUCGGGUGGCCAAGACCAGACAAUGUCUGUCAUCGUGUCAAAUGACGGCAAUUUUGCUGGAGACGAAGUCGUAUUUGCGUUCUUCCGGCCUUUGGACGUCAAUACAACUGCUACUGCAAAACUGUUGAACGAACAGUUGUUUGAUUACCGUCGUGUGAGUCUUCGCCCCACACAGUUCCGCAAACUUGACUUUCGCAUCCAGCAGAGCACUUUGGCCAUGGUUGACGACUCUGGCAACCACGUCUGUUUUCCUGGAUUUUAUCAGAUCAUCAUCACCAAUGGUGUGCAUGAGCGUGUAACAUUUACCAUCCAUCUCACUGGGGAUUACGAGACGCUAGAAGUUCUUCCGACUGAUGUUUCGCAGCCGGGAUUGGCAGACUCGCGUAACAUACAGACUGAUUUUCACGCGCGACCCAUUCAAUCUCAAGAGCGUGAGACAUUUCCGGUUGUGGAAUAG
Messenger RNA from Plasmopara halstedii, 2391 nucleotides. RefSeq names its product family 3 glycoside hydrolase. The transcript has a single exon. The record is from RefSeq and is a predicted model, not a curated record. The coding region runs from base 1 to 2391 and encodes 796 amino acids. Gene Ontology annotation, cellular component: plant-type cell wall. Gene Ontology annotation, molecular function: alpha-L-arabinofuranosidase activity; xylan 1,4-beta-xylosidase activity. Gene Ontology annotation, biological process: xylan catabolic process; arabinan catabolic process. Lineage: Eukaryota; Oomycota; Peronosporomycetes; Peronosporales; Peronosporaceae.